AUAGGAAUUAGUUUGACCAAAAAAAACAAAUGUUAAAUUAGAUAAACAGCAAAACACUGAUCCAUGAUUCCAUGAAACAAGAAAUUCUCAAUAUAAACCAAAUCAUUCAUCCCCAAAUACCGUUGCUCCAGGCAUCCUUGUUCACAAUUCUCAUUUUCUCAAUCCCUAAUUUUGAUUUCAUGAAUCCCUCUUCCUGUCUCCUUCUCCUCCUUCACUACCUCUGACCAAGAUCCAGAACCCAACUCAUUUGGAGGAGAUGAAGAGCUACGGCAACGGUGGGAUAUGGGAUUUUGAGGCCAAGAUUCUGGUUGACGGUGAUGGUGGCGUCAUUCUUGGCCUUGAUGGCGGCACCACAUCCACUGUAUGCGUCUGCAUGCCUGCCGCUAUGCCUGUGGUUGCUGGCUGUCUGCCGGAGCCCCUGCCGAUCCUCUCCCGCGCCAUUGCUGGUUGCACCAAUCACAAUUCUAUCGGAGAAAAUGCAGCCAGGGAGACACUAGAGAAGGUUAUGGCUCAAGCCCUUUCAGAUGCUCAUGCUAAUCGUUCUGUUGUUCGGGCUGUUUGCCUUGCUGUUUCUGGGGUCAACCACCCUUCUGAUCAAGAGCGAAUACAAGAUUGGCUCAGAGCUAUAUUUCCAAGUCAUGUCAAGUUACUUGUGGAAAAUGAUGCUGUUGCAGCUAUGGCUAGUGGGACAAUGGGGAAGCUCCAUGGUUGUGUACUCAUUGCUGGUACUGGCACAAUAGCUUAUGGCUACAAUGAAGAUGGAAGAAAAGCGCGAGCUGCAGGGGCAGGCCCCAUAUUGGGGGAUUGGGGAAGUGGUUAUGGAAUUGCUGCACAGGCAUUAACAGCAAUAGUAAGGGCUCAUGAUGGUCGGGGCCCUCAAACAAAGCUUACAUAUAACAUUCUAAAGUCACUAGAUCUUGCUUCACCAGAUGAAUUAAUCGGGUGGACCUAUGCAGAUCCCUCUUGGGCGCGCAUUGCAGCACUUGUUCCAGUUGUUGUAUCUUCUGCUGAAAAUGGUGAUGAAGUUGCAAAUAAAAUUUUACAUCAUUCAGCGCUUGAGCUUGCUGAUAGUGUCAAAGCUGUUGUUCAGAGGCUUAGUUUAUGUGGUGAAGAUGGCAAAGGUUCAUUUCCUUUGGUUAUGGUUGGAGGAGUUCUUGAAGGUAACAAGGGAUGGGAUAUUGGGAAAGAAGUAGUCAAACAUAUCUCUAAGGUAUACCCUGGAGUUCAGCCUAUUCAACCAAAGGUGGAACCGGCUGUUGGUGCUGCAUUGCUGGCUUGGAAUUGUUUCAUGGAAGAAUUAACCAAUUGAGUGGUUUUCUCCCGGGAGAUAGAAAAA
This is a messenger RNA of Dioscorea cayenensis subsp. rotundata (Guinea yam), 1336 nucleotides long. Its product is annotated as N-acetyl-D-glucosamine kinase. The record is from RefSeq and is a predicted model, not a curated record. Lineage: Eukaryota; Viridiplantae; Streptophyta; Magnoliopsida; Dioscoreales; Dioscoreaceae. Bases 257 to 1309 code for a protein of 350 amino acids. The transcript has 7 exons.